This is a messenger RNA of Tarenaya hassleriana, 2931 nucleotides long. RefSeq names its product protein starmaker. The record is from RefSeq and is a predicted model, not a curated record. The transcript is spliced from 14 exons. Gene Ontology annotation, cellular component: nucleus; chromatin. The coding region runs from base 106 to 2493 and encodes 795 amino acids. Gene Ontology annotation, biological process: DNA repair; mitotic sister chromatid cohesion. Lineage: Eukaryota; Viridiplantae; Streptophyta; Magnoliopsida; Brassicales; Cleomaceae.
AAUUUAUAGCCACGUUGUUGUCUGCUAGGGUUACAAUGUUCUGAAAUAAAAAAUUUAGGCAGCCGCAAAAGAAUUCUUGAGUGAACUGAGUGUGUGUCGUUAGCCAUGGCGAUGACUAAUGAGAAGCUUGACCAGGAGUUGAGAGUGGUCGGAGACAAGGUCUCUGAUCCCCCCUCUGAUGUCAACGAACUCAUCUCCCUCCUCAACGAGUUGAGGGUGGUCGGAGACAAGGUCUCUGAUCCCCCCUCUGAUGUCAACGAACUCAUCUCCCUCCUCAACCAAAUUGAGAAGUUACUGUCGCAAGUGGAACAAUCCCCGAAAGGUCCUUUAAAUGUCUCAACGUCGUUGGUGCUCAAGGCAUUAGCAGCUCACAAGAUCUUAAGGAACUCUGAUGAGGAUGUGAGAGUUUCAGUUGCGUCUUGCCUUAGUCAGAUAAUCAGAAUAACUGCACCUGAUGCUCCUUACAACGAUGAAGAGAUGAAGGAGAUCCUACAGUUGAUUGUAUCGACAUUCGAGAGGCUCGAUGAUAAGUCGAGUCUUUCUUACGAUAAGAGGAUCACAAUUCUUGAGAAUACAGCAAGAAUCCGAUUACCUGUUCUCAUACUGGAUCUCGAAUGUGAUUCACUUGUCAUUGAGAUGUUCAAUCAUUUCUUCUUGGCCUUGAGGGACUAUCACCCUGAAGUUGUCUCCUCCUCCAUGAACUCCAUCAUAACCCUUGUGUUGGAAGAAAGCGAGGAUAUAUCUCCACAGAUUCUUUCUCCUAUCUUGGCUCGUCUUCGACAAGAAAACAAGGGGGCCCUGCCAAUAGCUCAAAAGCUGGCAGAGGACGUGCUCAGUAAUUGCGCUAGCAAGGUGAAGCCUUGCCUCUUAAAAGCAAUCGAAACUCUGGGUGAUUCCCUGGAUGAUUACAAUGAUGUCGUUACGACCAUGUGCCGUGGUGAUGACUGUCCCACUGAGGAGAAAGUCAUAGAGAAAGUGAUUCCGACCGAAACAACUCAAGCAGACGCCGACAUGCUCAAUGACAAAUCUCCCAAGUCAGAAAUCAGCAACAAAAUCUUGGUUGAUUCAGGCUCAACAGAAAGUAAGGAACGCAAUGGCCAAACUGAUUUGCCUAAUGAUGCUGAUAGAUUCAGCAAUGCUGAGACCAAUAGCCUCGGAACUGAACAUGCAGAACUUUAUAAGACUUCUCUUCCUGCUGCUGAUCUGCCGAUUGAGGAAGAUCAUGGCAAUGAUUUGCUCGGCUCGACCAAUGAAAACCCAUCUGCCGAAUUAGCUGUGGCCUGGGACAAUGGGAACGAUAUGAAUAAUGAGGAGGAAAAGGCUGCGAGCCAAGUCAAGAAUGCCAAGCAGACUCCUGAGCCUGAGACUAAAUCUGAAACUUUAGGGGAUGUAGAUGAGAACGAGGAGGAUCUUCCUACUGACUCCGAGCCAUUGCCACAGAAGCGAUUUCGUAAAAGGGUGGUCAGAUACUCUGACUCAGGAUCUCUGAGGCGGAGGAAGAAAUCGAGCCGAAGAAGGGUUUCUCGUGGACAGGAUUCACCAAAAACGUCUGCCCAAAAUGACGAAACUGAAAUGGUGACAUCACCAAAGGCUACUGCUCAAGUAGGGGAUAUGCCAAAGUCAAAUUCUUCAAAGAGGAAGCGUACACCUGCUAAGGAAAAGGCUGCAGCAUCUUCGGGAAAAGAUAAGGAUGAUGAUCAGUACGGUGAAGACUUAGUUGGGGCGAGGAUUAGAGUCUGGUGGCCCGCGGACCGGAAAUUUUAUCAAGGAGUCGUUGAUUCAUAUAACUCUGCUCAAAGGAAACACCGGGUUGUGUAUGACGAUGGAGACAAAGAACAGUUGUAUAUGAGGAAGGAGAAAUGGGAGUUCAUUGAAGAUGAGGAUGCUGCUACAGCAGAUGAGAAGGAAGCUGGCAAAGACACUACCCCUGAACCGGCUGAGAAGAAGGCAAAGACGAGCCGAAAGGAGGAGAAAACUAGCAGGAAGUCAGUGAAGAAAGGAAUGGCCAAAUCAUCCGCAAAAAGAAAGUCUGCAACAAAAUCUGGUAAGAAAUCGAAGGAUGCUGAGAAGGAGGAGGAGGAGAAAGCCUGUAAAAAGGCUGUGGAAGGCAAAGAGGGGGAAGAAACCUCCUCGAAUGCCGGAAACAGCAAGUCCACAGACAAGAGCUCCAAAAACGUCGGUGGCAAGAUGGUCGCAGCUGCUUCACGUCUGACCCGGAGAUCCAAAUCCGAGGAUGAUGACCAGAAGAAGAAGUCGAGACCGUCUUCGUCAAAGGCCACCAACAAGAAGAAGAACACAAAAGAUCAUGGCAAACAUGAGCAUGCAUCAUCAUCACCAUCAUCUGAUGAUGAUGAUGAUGAUGAUGACAAGCCACUGGCGACCUUACUGAAGAAAUCCCCAGCAGCAAUUAAGAACCUGAAGGCGAAACUCGAGGCCGAGGCCAAGGCCAAGGGAGAUGGAGAAGGAAGCUCCGGGACCAAGCGUAAGCGUUAGAGCAGUUCCCUCCGGCCGUAAGUUAAGCUAACUCCGGUGAAAAAUGAAUAAUUAAAAAAAAAACUCUUUUUUUACCCCUUCCAUGUGCAGAUGCCAACCUUAGUUUUUUUUUUUUAUAUAUUAGCAAAGUUCUAGGAGCAUUGCUAAGCUUUUAGUUUAAAUUUACAGUUUUUGAAUUUCAAAAAAUAAAAAUAAAAAAAAUGAAGUUUCUAUAGGGAAAACAUUUAGGGUUUAGAGUGGGGGGUUUAGGUCAAAUUUGGCAUCUGCACAUUUGGAAUUUUAUCUUCAAAUUAUGGUCUCUAGGGUUGAGGUUGAACAGCUGAUCUUCAACUAUAUAUAUAUAUAUAUAUAUAUGUGUGAAUGUAGCUGUCUAUUUGUAGAAGAAAAACAAUGCUUACAUAUAUAUAUAUAUGUACAAGCAACAAACCUCAGUAUUUA